AUGCAACCACCACCCAUGACGGCCACAUCGGAUCAUGAGGGUGCCACACCCACCGGUCAAGUUGCUGCGCUCCACCCACUGGCCGAGUCGAUCUAUCUCGCCGCCGCGAGGUCAUUGGGACUCCUCAAGCAGGUCCAGAGUGAGCUUGGGCUUUUUCUUUCAGUAUUGAGUACAACUGAGACGCAUAUCCCGCAUGUUCCCCGGGAUAGUGCUCAGGAUACGGAAAUCAGCAUAACAUUGGAGGCAUGUCGUCAAGUGUUGCUGGACUUGCAACAAUUCAAAGAAUGCUCCGAUGAGAGCCAAAUGUCUGAUUUGGAAGCGAGGUUGUCCGCUUGUAUCAUUGAUCUUACAUCCUUGAACACUGAUCUGAUGAAAAUCUCGCAAGAAAAUCUCGAUUGCAAGUUGCAAGCGUUCAUAGACGAGAUGCGCAUUGGCAUGCGAGAUUCGAAAAUUGUUGUUAAUGCAUUGAGUGGCCAUUCUUCCAUCAAUGAUUGUCCACAAUGGAACCUACUGCAACAGGAGCUGGUAACUGUCACGGGAAUCAGCCCUGCCCUAAUCAAUGAAGAACGCAUGUUUAUUGUGGCAAAGCUGCGAAGUGCUUUUCCGCAGCAGGAAAGCUCUCCUAGUCCGCGCGGUGCAAAGCGUGCCUCGGCCCAACGACAUUCCUCCUCAAUAUUCUCGAGCGACGGCGGUUUCAACCAGAAAGUCAUACCCACUGACAAAUUCCCAAAACUAAUGGUCUCACAAGCUAGUGUAGAAUAUUCAGACAAACAAGUGUGCCCCAAGCGCAGUUUCCCCAUGCGGGUGAAAGCGCAGUCCGAUCCAUAUGCAGUGGAAAACACGCCCCCAAAGGACAAUUUCCCGGUGCGAGUCGCAACAUUCACCGAGGCGCAAAAGCAAACCAUGCAACAACCCCAGUACAAUCCUUCAGGCAAGAAACCCAGUGAGGUUCGCAAACUAUUCUACCAAAUUCGGCACGGACAGCACGAUUUCUUCUAUCACAUCUCCUGGGGCAGUUUCCCGCUAGUGAAGCAGUGUCUCGAAAAAGGCGCCGACAUCGAAGCCGUGCAUGAAAACGGAUGCGCACCACUGGAAAUGGCAGCAUCAUACGGCUACGAGGAGAUUGUCCGCUUGCUUAUAAACUGGGGCGCAGACAUCAACCAUUUUUCUUUCGCACAGCCAACUGCGCUUGGAAGAGCUGCUGCAAUCGGGCAUGGAAGACUCGUCCAGUUACUGCUGGAGAAUGGAGCACAUGUGAACUGCGGUGGACAAAAACCGCUCUCCAAGGCUGCAGAGGCAGGCUGUGAGGAUAUCGUUCAGGUGCUGCUGGCUUGCGGUGCCGGAGUUGAUCUGGUAGAUGUUGAUGGGUACACUGCACUGGGAAAGGCCGUGAAGAAUGGACGUGUGGCUGUGGCGCAACUUCUUUUGGAUAACGGGGCAAAUGUUAAUAAGAAUCUGAAUGAUGAAGGAAGACGGCCGCUUUAUGACGCUGUUGAGAUGGGCUAUGUGAAUAUGGUAAGGCUGCUGUUAGCUUACAGGGCUGAUCCUCACGUGAAGACUCGGCAGGGGGCUACUGCCUUGUCUCUGGCUGUGUCGAUGAACAGGAGAGAUGUUUUAGGAGUCUUUCAGCAUUUUGGAUAUUCGGCCGAGUCUACUGGAUAUGCAACGCUGCAGUAUGCUUAG
Messenger RNA from Penicillium lagena, 1683 nucleotides. RefSeq names its product ankyrin repeat domain-containing protein. The record is from RefSeq and is a predicted model, not a curated record. The transcript is spliced from 2 exons. Gene Ontology annotation, molecular function: protein binding. Lineage: Eukaryota; Fungi; Ascomycota; Eurotiomycetes; Eurotiales; Aspergillaceae. The coding region runs from base 1 to 1683 and encodes 560 amino acids.